This is a messenger RNA of Penicillium malachiteum, 3033 nucleotides long. Its product is annotated as phosphatidylethanolamine N-methyltransferase. NCBI's taxonomy places the organism in Eukaryota, Fungi, Ascomycota, Eurotiomycetes, Eurotiales, Aspergillaceae. The record is from RefSeq and is a predicted model, not a curated record. Gene Ontology annotation, biological process: phosphatidylcholine biosynthetic process. Bases 1 to 3033 code for a protein of 1010 amino acids. The transcript is spliced from 4 exons. Gene Ontology annotation, molecular function: phosphatidylethanolamine N-methyltransferase activity.
AUGGAUCAGGGCCGUUCAACAGGUGCCCUGCAGCCAAAUGGGCUGAGAGAAAGAGUACCGCACCUUGAUUCAACUGGAGGUCGCGAUGCUCUAACCUCCCAUGCUGAACUGGAGAUCAAGGAUACUGACGGGAAGGACAAGAAGACCUUUGGCCGCACUCCAGAUGGAACUGUAUUCACCGUGCCUCAGACCCAUGACAUGGUCUCCCAGCUUUUGUCCCCUUCAGAACCAAAGAAUCUUUCUGAUGCGGUGGUUUUACUCCUACUGGCAUCUCAUGUGUUUCUGCUCUGGGCUCUUCCAGCAUGCCUCAAAGUCCCGGUUUUCGCUUUCGUGUACCUAUUUUGGCGCGCUGGCUACAAUGCCGGGAUUGGAUGGCUGCUGCAUAACCAGUCGCAUCACAAAACUAUGAUCCGGUGGGCAGAGAAGACAAAAAUCUUUGUCAAUCCGGCCACUGGCAAAAAUCCUCACCCAAAACUGUACAAUUGGAUCAAGUGGGAAAUGGAGACCAAAAUUCCUCACGAUUAUUCUUUCGAAGAGGCACCUAUUGAAUACAAUACCUGGCUAGUCUUCCGCCGUCUAGUUGAUGUGAUCCUGAUGUGUGACUUUACCUCUUAUUGUCUCUUUGCGAUAGCCUGUGGUCACCGUCCUGUUGAUGAGAGCUUGGUCAUGACCUCCCUUCGGUGGAUAGCCGGUAUCGUUCUGGUCCUGUUCAACCUCUGGGUCAAACUAGAUGCUCACCGAGUAGUCAAGGACUAUGCCUGGUAUUGGGGAGAUUUCUUUUACCUCAUUGACCAAGAGCUAACCUUUGACGGAGUCUUUGAAAUGGCUCCCCACCCUAUGUACUCGGUCGGCUAUGCGGGCUAUUACGGUAUCUCCCUGAUGGCCGCCAGCUAUAAAGUCUUGUUUAUUUCGAUCAUUGCCCAUGCAGCUCAAUUCGCCUUCCUCGUCCUCGUUGAGAACCCGCACAUCGAGAAGACCUACAACCCACCCGCACCCCGCAAGCGCUCAGUCUGCGCCGGUUCUUCCACCAGUCUCCCUGCCUACUUAGACAGCCCAUCAGCGCCAACACCGUUCGCGACAACUCCGAUUGCAGCAACCCCGUCUGAGGAAUUACAACCCAAUGCGCCACCAUCGUACUCGACCAAACCACCACCCUCGGUCCACAAUCUUUUGGGCUUGAGCAAUUUGGAUCUCUUUAGAACCACGGAUUCCUCGAUAAUUCUCAUCGAGCUACUUGUAUUCGCAGUCACUGUGUUAAGUCCAUCGACCCCGUUGUACCAAUUCUUUUUCGUGGUCAAUGCAGUUGUGUGGCGUGUAUGGUAUUCUGUAGGUCUUGGGCACCUUCUUAACAACCAGUCUAGAGACAAAGCUUGGACCAGACACUUCCUCAAAUUUGGUGAGACUCCUCUGGAGGCAUGGAACCAGUGGAAGGGCACUUAUCAUCUGAGCAUGGUCAUGUGCUCGGCCAGUUUUAUCGCUGCAGCAUGGAAGAUGUACACCGUUCCUAGUGAUUGGAAUUACGGCUUGGUGCUUUUCCGCCACGUUGUUGGUGUCGGUCUGAUCAGUUUGCAAAUUUGGACUUCGAUCAGUAUAUACGAUUCUCUUGGAGAAUUUGGCUGGUUCUACGGCGAUUUCUUCUUCGAUGAAUCUCCCAAACUCACUUACGAGGGUAUUUAUCGCUUUCUCAACAACCCAGAGCGCGUGUUGGGUUUGGCUGGUGUCUGGGGUGCAGUUCUUAUCACAAGCAGCGGCGCGGUCACCUUCCUGGCCUUCCUGAGCCACAUCCUAAGCCUGGCUUUCAUCCAAUUUGUUGAGCGCCCUCAUAUGCAGAAACUCUACGGCCGCAGCCUGCGCCAGGAUGGUGGUGUCGUCAAGAAUUUGAAGAAAUCCCUGCCCCCAUCCCUCAAGCAGCUCCACGGCAGUGUUGACAAGAUGUUUGAUGACUCCUUUGACUUCAUCGAGGAGCUUCUUGAUAACGCCCGUCCAAAGCUUGCUGCUGGAGUCACCACAUUCGUCAAGGAUACUACGGCUCUGUUCCAGAAAUACCCAGCUCGCGUAACUAUCUCUCGCAUUGAUGCUGAUUUGGCUGGAUAUGAUGUCCGGGACUACUCCUUGUCUGUUGAAGGAACGGACGCACAGUCUCCAGAAGAGAACGAACAAGGCAAAGGUCGCGAGGGUGCUAAUGCCCGUAUGCCCCUGGAUCGUCGUGGUGAUCUUCAGAACUUGACAUUUGAAUACGGCUCUCCCAUCAAGGUCAAAUGGACUGCGCCACUCAAUCACAGCAAGAAGGACUGGAUUGGUCUGUACCGUGUCACAGACAAUACUUCUCGAGAGGUCAGCCGCGUCUCCUCACAGGGCCGUUGGAUUGCGACCAACGAGGGUUCGUAUGACAACCUGACCUGCGAGAAGGGGAUUCUAGUUAGCGAUGUGGUUACCAAGGCAUCUGAGAAUGGCCGCGAGAAUCACGAGCUCGCAUCUGGAGAAGUUCUCUUCUCGGGUGAUAAAAUUUUCUGGACUCAGGGUGUUUUUGAACUUCGCUACCACCACAAUGGCGUGCACAAUGUCAUGGCUAUCUCUAGACCAUUUGAGGUUCGCAUCCGGCACUAUGACGAGUUCGACUUCUUUGGCGAGGAAGGACUUGUGCAGAGCACCGUUGAGAAGGCCUUGCUUCCUGUCGUCCGCAAUUGCUUCGAUCGUAAUCCUGAAGUCGCGCCUGAAGCUGCCGAUGAGCAAUUUGGUGGCCUCGUCGAACGAGAUGGCAAGUUUGCCAAGCGGGUUGUGUUUGCAAUUCAUCAAAUAGGGUUCCACAGGUUCGGCGUUGAGUUGGCUCCCGAGGUCGUCAAGGCGGAUGGCAAUGUUUUGAAUCUCGCAUGGCGCAUCUGUAAUGCCAAAAAGGUCUUGCAUGACUCGAUCCAAUGGCAGAACAACGCCAGUUUAGGUCGAGAAAGCAGCUUGAUCAAGCCUUCAGCUCCGAACGGUGGUUAUAUCUUCCUCUUCCAGGGCAACAAGUUCUUGAUACAACGAACAUGGUGA